UAGUUUCAUCAAACUCCACAGCAGCAGUGCUUGAGGCAACAACCAGAGAUAAGGAGAGGGGAAGAGGAUAAUAACUUGUCUCUUACGGCUUGCCAUAUCAGCGCUACGUCAGUUAAUUAAAGCGCUCUUGUUUAAUUUAAUAUUAAUAUUGAUUUAACGUCUUAAACCGGUCAGAAACCGGACGUUUCUCGAUUAACGUCCCGCAGCCGUUUACGUUAACGGAUAAUUAAGGAGACGUUUAUUUACUUCAUCCCCUGAUGGGCUUUUUCUUUUUGUUUCCCCGUUAGUUUCUCGAAAUUAAUCAGUAGGCCUCCCCCGUAUUCUUCCAAAAGUCUUGAAUCGUCCGCCGGGUGGUCUCGUAUAUGAACCGUGUCGAGGCAGCGACGAGGGGUCGGGGGCUCCGGGCUUCAGGAUGAGGAUGCCCAGAGGAGGACGCCUGUUCCUGGCGACGUGCCUCGGCUCACUCUUCGUCCUGGUGCUUUACUUCCAGAGCAUCACCAAGCCAGAACCUGGUGUGAAGACCGGCAGCAGCCCAGGGAAGAUCAGGAGAAGUCCACUGCAGGCCCUCUACAAUGGAGACCAGCAGCUGGACCUGUUGGCAGCUCAGAGGUCCCUGCAGGGCCGCAGGGAGCUUCUGGAGCAGGCGUGUCUGAGCCACACCAGGAAGCGACAGGUGCUAUCGUCUGAGGAUCUCAAACACCUCAUUGUGGAUGAUCAGCACAGUCUUAUUUACUGCUACGUACCAAAGGUGGCCUGCACCAACUGGAAGCGUGUCCUUAUGGUCCUGACCAGUGACGGCCGCUACACAGACCCUCUCUCCAUCCCUGCGAAUGAGGCUCACGUGGCAGGUAACCUCCGCACACUCUCCGAGUUCUCGGUCCCUGAGAUUAACAAACGCCUUCGCAGCUACCUCAAGUUCAUCUUUGUGCGGGAACCCUUCGAGCGCCUGGUGUCCGCCUACAGAAACAAGUUCACCCGCAGCUACAACACCGCUUUCCACAAACGCUACGGAACCAAGAUCAUCCGACGGCACCGGCCCGACCCGGAGCCCGAGGCGCUGGAGAAAGGGGACGACGUUUCUUUCCGAGAGUUCGUGCAGUACCUGGUUGAUCCACGGACGCAACGAGAGGAGCCUUUUAACGAGCACUGGGAGCGGGUGCACUCCCUCUGCCACCCGUGUCUGAUCCACUACGACGUGGUGGGGAAGUACGAGACCCUGGAGCCGGAUUCUCAGGCUGUGCUCCGGUUGGCUGGAGUGGAGGGGAUGCUUCAGUUUCCGACAUCUGGUAAGAGCACCAGGACUGAUGGAAACAUGGCAGCACGCUUCUUUAAGCACAUCAGUCCUUUCUACCAGAGGAAACUGUUCAACACGUAUAAAAUGGACUUCCUGCUCUUUAACUACUCCACACCGGAGUACCUCAGGACUCGAUGAGGGGCAGGGGAAAGAAAACAGACUUCAGUGCCAUAGAUGGACUGGUUGUGACAGUUUCACAACCCCGUCAGACUCUUGUUGUAUUUUGCACUUUUUGGUUGCCAUGGACAACUAUCACCCCUGCCAAGAACGAUCCCGUCACCAGCACCUUUCAAUCACUCUCCAACUUAAGUGACUGUUGAGGAUGACUUGAUUUCGGUGAAUGGAACUUUCUGAAGAAAACCAGAUCUGGGUGGAACAGUCAGUUUGUGCUGUAUCCCACCAUGAGUUUGUCUUAUGUGUCUGUUUUCCAGGAGGGAAAUGGUUUUGACGUUUAGAGCGAAAUGCUGCAGGUUGUCCCUUUAAAUGUGUUUCUCCUUUCUCUCGAGUUUUAGCUGCAUUUAGAAUUUUUAUUCACCUUAAUACCAGUAAGUUUCUUUGUCCAAUCAAGGAAGCUUUUUUUGACUUUUUCUUGUCAGUUCCACGUGGCUGUUCAGUCGCUGUAAUAUGCCCUGCCAGCAUCCUGUAGUGCCCAUUACAGUCAACGUAUCGCCUUGCUUUGCUUUUUCUGAGAACUAAUGAGCCAUAAACCAAAGGCACACUUCAGAGGAGCAGGUACUCCUCAUGCCUUCGUAUGCAGGUGAAUGUGCUGACACAGCAGACUCAUUUUAAAGCCUAGAGAACAAAGACUCUGGAUUGAAUUUAUUUAUGUACGUCAGUGUAAGUAUUUAUUGUUCUGGAAGAGUGUGAUUGUAAAGAUAAGGGCUUACAAUUUAGUGAGAAUGAUUUUUUUAUGGAAAAAAAGGGGUGAAUGUCCUCAUUGUCUCAUAGGAAUUUACUUUCUGUUUUUACUUUGGCACACACACUCAUACACCCACACGCUCACACACACACACACACACACCAAAUAGAAAUCUUAAAUUAUUUUUUUCACGUCCACAUGUUGGAUCCUGUCAUAUCUGUCUUGCGACAACUACCAUGUAACUUCCAGGGAAACUUUCAGUCACUUCUUCAUUCCAGUAAAGCGUGUUGCCACCCCUCCUCUAUCGCUGUCUGUAUUUAGCUGUGGGCAGGUAGGCUGAACAAACAACCACAUAGCUGUGGUCAGGGCUGGGUCCGGCCCAGAACUACCCCGGCUCAGAGCUCCCCUUGUUGGAAUGAAUGAAGGAUACAUGAGGGGUUAAUCCACCUACACUCAUCUCCACUGCGGGGCCUUGUUCUGCGAAUUUUGUGAGACUUUAUGGUAAAUAAUUCGGAGGUUAGCGUAGGAAAAUACUUAUUAAUGUCCCAAAACUGCCAAAAGAUCAGAUUUAACAAGCGUUUGCAUACAGUUCAGAGGCUGAUUAAAGGGGACCACCACCAUUUUAUCCAGAUCUAAAUGUGUUUUCAGAUGAUUGGAUGUCUUACUUCAGACACCAAAAAGGUUCUGCAAAGUUUUUGGAAAGUCUUUAUGGUAUUCUUAAAACCAAAAUAUGUUGAUCAAUCAUCCUAAAUUUCAUUUUGCAUCCGAUGAAACACAUUUUUUACUUCCCUCCUCAGAGAUGCAGAGGAACUACGAGCCUACUCUUUCAUUUUAAACUUUCUAUCGUUGAGUUUAGUGUUCUAAAAGUUAUGUGCUAAAUUAGUGGAGUACUACUUUCUAAAAACAAUGGGGAGAAAAAUCUUAAAAAUACUUUACCUAUAAAGUAAUUUACUCUUUAAGGGCGUUUUCACACUCGGCAAUCCGUACCGUUCCCAAGCACGUUUGAUCCCCAAAGUCCAGUUUAUGUGACCGGUUUGAGUUCACUUCCAUGACCCUGACACGGUUGUAAGAUGUGAGGUCCAGCACGGUACAGUUGCUCGAGCACGGGUACGCAGCAUGGACUUGAUGUAACGUUACAUACUGUAAGUGAAAAUAGCCGCCUUGCCUAAUUCAGAAGUCCAGGAGUGUUGGAGACCAAAACGACUGAAAAUAAGCCACAGCGUCAGUGACGUUAGCGUCAUGUUCUCUGUGUUGUUCUCCAAAGUGCUGACUCUGAGACUGGGCUUCUUGUAAACAAAGUGUCCUAUUACGUCUUGAUGACGUAUAGACGUAACCGUGCUCCUGGCCUGGAGCAAUGUGAGUACAGGGCUAAUAGGCCUAGGUUGAGUGCGCCAUAAGUGAUUCCCUACACUCCCCAUUAAAACGGUUUACUUUUAUCCCACAUUUGACGGUCUCCUCCCUUGUGCAAAACAUCUUUGUUUUUAAACAGUCAAACUGAUCUGGAAAAUCUAGUUGCCGCUAUCUUUGAGAAUAUCAAAAGUCAACAUUGUCUUUAUUAGAGACAUGUCAGGAUAUUAGUUUCUGUUCUCAGUGCUUGCAGAGUGCAUGUUAAGACACGUUGGCUCUGAACUUGCAGGAAAACUGUGUUUAUAUUUCAUGUCUUUAACUUCCAGAUGUCUUUUGUGAAUUAUUUCAUCUUGCUGAAAAAUAUUGUCUGACAUGUCGAGACGAGCCAACUCUGGAAAACUCUGCUUUGAAAAAGUGCAAUAUGAAUGUGUGAGGAUCUGUAAUGUGUUAAAAGCUGUAUCUUUAUAAGUGACUUCCUCUGCUACACAAGCCUGAGAUAUGUGUGCCAUCUUGCUUAUGUGCCAUCUUGCUUAUGCCGCAUUUUCAAUUUUGUUCGGCUCUGAUUGCAGCCACGGAUUACAGGGUUUCAGUUUAAUGCUCCCCUGUGUAGCAGUCUGUGAUCUAAACCAUUAUUAGCAAGGAGACGGGGGUUGCUAAACCCAAUCACACCCUUCAUGUUAUUUAUCCCUACUGGCUCGAUGACAUGCUGCACAAAGUACACGUUUAUACCUUUUCAUUUCCUUUUUUUUUUUCCCCCUGAAAAAUACAGGAUACAAACGACAAGUAGCUUGUUCUUUCAAAGGGAUGAAACAUGCUGUACAUCCAUCUCACACACCCCGACGCUGCUGUGCAUGUCCACAGCUAGUCAGACAUUUCUGUAGAAAUGUUACCUGGUGAGUCAUUGUGAAAAAGUGAACACAGCACAAUCUGACACAAUCUCUCAUGCACCAGUUUAUCUGUGCCACGAAGAAGCUGUGAAUGUGAUAACUGAAAACUGAAGUGCACUUGCUGAUGUGAUGAUUGAUGUGUUGGUAAUCUUGAAGUUUCACCAAAUACAUUUCCUUUAAAAGCA
Molecule: messenger RNA, 4572 nt
Organism: Labrus mixtus (cuckoo wrasse)
Lineage: Eukaryota; Metazoa; Chordata; Actinopteri; Labriformes; Labridae
Product: carbohydrate sulfotransferase 11-like
Exons: 4
Coding region: 413-1432 (339 amino acids)
Biological process (GO): carbohydrate biosynthetic process; proteoglycan biosynthetic process
Cellular component (GO): membrane
Molecular function (GO): sulfotransferase activity
Source: RefSeq, a predicted model, not a curated record